AAUAUUCUUGUUAUGAAAAUACUUUGUUCCUUCUUCCCUUUCGUAUCUUCACCGGUGCCCUAGAUUGGAUCGGUCUCUGCUGCUCUUUCUCUUCACUUCGUCCCUAGAUUACAUCUUCAUUUUUUUUUAUUCUCUAUAGAUUUUCUACUCUUUUUUAUCUCUGCUUUAGAUUCCUUAGCAGAGAUUUUCACAUUUUCGCGCCUCGUUCUCGGUGUUCCGUUUUGACUUGCAAUUGAAAGAUUCUAUCUUGGCCGUAGAUCUGUUCCUGAUUCGCUUCCGUCGAUCUGAGCCACCAUGGCUGCUGCGAACCAUCGCCAUGAAGGAGGUCUUAACUAUGCCAAGCAUCGGCAUUAAUCCUCAGUUCAUUACAUUUACGAACGUAACUAUGGAAUCUGACAAGUAUAUUUGUGUGAGAGAAACUGCACCGCAAAACAGUGUUGUGAUCAUUGACAUGAACAUGCCGAUGCAGCCGUUGAGACGACCUAUUACAGCUGACUCUGCUCUUAUGAAUCUGGAUUCUAGAAUCCUGGCUCUGAAAGGUCAGUUACCACUUACCAUUACUAGCAGCAGAUAUUUACUUUUACCAGAUCACUUGAAUUGCUUCAUCAUUGCUUGUGAUUGUUCAGCAUUUUUGUUACUGAUUAGAGGAUUAUAUAUUCAAUAUGUCUAUUUUAUAUGGUCAUAAAGCUCAUAUUGGAUUGGUAGUGCUCAACAUUUUUUCUUUUAUUGUUAGAUUAGGCUCUGGCUGAUCAAAAACCUAGUUGUUUCUGGUAGUGUUUUUUAUGGAAUACGUGUGCAAUAGAAUAUUGUUUGACUGGACUCUUAUUGGCUUCUUUUGAAUGUUAGUUUGCUACUUGUUUUUGCUUUCUAAAAUGAACAAGGAAUGUGAGGCUGUACUUGUUAAUGAAGGAUCUUUUGAAUGUUAGUUUGACACAGGAAUGGGAAUGCCUCCAAUGCCACCUUUUGGCAUGCCACCAAUGGGCAGCUUUUAAGUCGUAACAGAUUUGAUUGCAAAAUUUUACUAGCCAGUAGAUCCACGUAGCAUUUUAGGUGUAAUUUCGAGGUCUUCAUUUUUUUUCCAUUUCGCUUCCAUUCUUCUGAAUUCUGAUGGGUGAAGAACGAAGCUGGAAUAAUGACAUUUCUGUGCUUUAGGUGUAUAAUAUUCUUUCUUCCCUUUUUGGUUAGAACAGGCAUUUUUUUUGGAUAAUCGUAGCGAGUAAGCUGAGGAUUUCAUGCAUUUGUAUGUAAUUUGUAGUAUUAUCUUCUUUCCGUUAUUGGAAUUGACCGAACGUGUACCAAAAAAACUUCACACUAAUCAUAUUUUCGGAUCUUUAAUGUUCGUAUUUU
Hibiscus syriacus is the source of this 1347-nucleotide messenger RNA. Its product is annotated as clathrin heavy chain 2-like. Lineage: Eukaryota; Viridiplantae; Streptophyta; Magnoliopsida; Malvales; Malvaceae. The transcript is spliced from 2 exons. Gene Ontology annotation, biological process: intracellular protein transport; receptor-mediated endocytosis. Gene Ontology annotation, molecular function: structural molecule activity; clathrin light chain binding. Gene Ontology annotation, cellular component: plasma membrane; plasmodesma; clathrin coat of trans-Golgi network vesicle. The record is from RefSeq and is a predicted model, not a curated record. The coding region runs from base 317 to 685 and encodes 122 amino acids.